This is a messenger RNA of Penicillium alfredii, 1107 nucleotides long. RefSeq lists its product as uncharacterized. Gene Ontology annotation, molecular function: metallopeptidase activity. NCBI's taxonomy places the organism in Eukaryota, Fungi, Ascomycota, Eurotiomycetes, Eurotiales, Aspergillaceae. Bases 1 to 1107 code for a protein of 368 amino acids. The transcript has 7 exons. The record is from RefSeq and is a predicted model, not a curated record.
AUGCGUCUGGGUUCUGUUUUGAAUAUAUUCGGGGCGGUGGCACUGGCUGGUCUCCAACUAGUAGCUGCUGCGCCAGCCCAUCACCACACCAAAGCCUUGCAGCCGAGAACCGCACCAGGCUCCGCACGAACAUUAGUUGACUACUGCAACCAGGAUGAUCUCAAUGGUCUCGACGAUGGAAUUUCAGAGCUAAAGGAAAUGCUCGAAGCCACUAUGUCCCGACUCGAAGACUUGUGGAAGUAUCUGAACCAAGACCACGUUCCCUUACUUUGGAGGCAGGACUUCAAGCUGCAGUCUACUUUUCGAACCUUCGAGUCACUCUACGGACGACUGUCGUUCAAUCUGGAUAAGAGUGGACACCAGGAGACGCUUGACAGGGUCGAAUGGGUUGCGAGAUUUGCUGAAACAUUCCGUGCCUCGUUGGAUACCAUCAAUGCUAGGGACGAUUUUGAAAUAUAUUGUGGGGACUGGUGGCUUCAAGAGAAGCCUAAAUUCUUCCAGUGGAUUAAACGAAGCGGCGACCUAUGGUUCUUUGACCACCGCCCUUCAACCAAGUACGACACUGAGGUCAACAUGGCAGGUGGGGGUGGGCUUUGCAGAAAAGACGACGUAUUCUAUGCCGCCUGGGUGCAACCACAAACUCCAACCGAUAUGUCCCACGACCGCGAUGUCUUGACAAUCUGCCAAAACGAGGUCGCCCUCUACACAAAGAGGUUCUUGGCCGGUGAUACCAUGCGAAAUAUGCGAAAGAAAGACUUCGUGCCCGAGGAGCAGGCCAACACUGUCUUGGAUUCAGUGACCUCGACAUGUUAUGCCAUGUCCCUGGCACAUGAAGGCGCUCAUGUUAAAGUCAUUUUUCAGGAUCGCCAGAUGAUCGAUGUUCCAGUAGAAGUGAAUGGCCAGACCGCUUCGGCUUAUGGCUGGGAGAGAGCUACGGCUUUGGCGAGGGAAUCGUCUGAAAAGGCUAAAAAGAAUGCUGACACCUUCGCUUUACUGGUCGCUGCGAUGUACCUGGAUAGGUACGAUUGGUCGACUGGAGUUGCCCGAAGGCACUUCUCCGGAGUACCUAUUGAACAUGUGCAGAGUAUCUGGAAAAUUGGCUCAUAA